This is a messenger RNA of Rhizoctonia solani, 648 nucleotides long. RefSeq names its product nse1 non-SMC component of SMC5-6 complex domain-containing protein. The record is from RefSeq and is a predicted model, not a curated record. The transcript has 5 exons. Gene Ontology annotation, biological process: DNA damage tolerance; double-strand break repair via homologous recombination. NCBI's taxonomy places the organism in Eukaryota, Fungi, Basidiomycota, Agaricomycetes, Cantharellales, Ceratobasidiaceae. Bases 1 to 648 code for a protein of 215 amino acids. Gene Ontology annotation, cellular component: nucleus; Smc5-Smc6 complex. Gene Ontology annotation, molecular function: ubiquitin-protein transferase activity.
AUGCUUGCUACCGAAUACAACGCAACAGAGAUACAAUAUUUCAAGCUAAUCGUUGAGCAAAUAAUGCUCGCCGAUAACGAAGUGUUUUCCAUUCCUGCGACAGCUGCUCUACGGGAGGUAUCACAAUUACAGGGUAAAGGCAUCACAAAAGCAGAAGCGAGCAUGGCCUUACUUGAGUUACAAACAUACCUCCGUGACGCCUACCCAGAUGAAUACACCGAAUGCACUACGUGCUUGGAACCAGUGACAAAGGGAAUUGCUUGCCACACCAAUAAUUGUGGCGCCCGCUUGCACAUCCACUGCUACGCGGUAGUAGUUCGUGCUGCGCGCGACAGAGGCGUUCAGUGUCCAACGUGCGGAAGUAGUUGGGAAGAUGAAAGUGUCCGAAAAAUCGGGGAGGAAGCGGUUAAAGGUAAUCAAACGCAUCGGCGGGCAGCUAGAGGUAAUGAAGAAGAGCCCGAAGAGGAGGAUCUCGAGGAAGAAAUGGAAGACGCAAUGCAGGGAGCUGAAUCGGAGGAUGACAUGGCUGUUGAUGAGUCCACUCAAAAUUCCUCAGUAAAGAACAAGAAAGGAAAAGGGCGGGCUCUGGCUACCCAACAGAGCGAGGCGGGACCAUCACAGGCGAAGCGCAGCUCGCGUCGCAACUAA